AUGGCAGAUUCGGAAAACACAUUGGCAGAAAAUCCUCGAAAUGUGACACAACCUCAACCGAAAAGUGCUUCUCAAAUUCAGACGAAACAUCACGGGAAGCCAAAGUCGACCCGAAAGAGUCUGUUAAAAGUACGCACAGGAUGCAUCACUUGCAAGAAGCGCCACGUCAAAUGCGAUGAGACAAGGCCACACUGCAAUAAUUGUCUUCGAAGCCGCGGACAUUGCGCGGGUUAUGACAUCAAUUCGAAGAAACACUCUGGUCCGACUCAAAUAUGCUGGGACUCCAAGCAAAAUGGUCAACUAUCUGCCCCAAAGUCCAGCCUGCAGCUAGUCGUGCGUGCGUGCGACUUUGAUGAUCCCAUGGCUAUGCUGUAUUUUGAAGAGUUCUUGGGCUUGGUGCGAGGCCCUUGGAUCUCAGCAGUGUCAAACGCUGGAUUAUGGCAGGGAACUUUACCGCAACUUGCUCGCAGCAAUGAUCCCCUCCGAUGUAUUGCAAUUGGAAUCGGCGCACUAAGUGUUAACCACCGUGAGGCUCGUGCUUCAAAUCCUUGCAAGGGUCUGAUGGUUCCUCGCUCAAAAUUCGACGGCGAUACGCAUUAUCAAAGUGCCGUGCGAUAUUAUUGUCGCUCUCUCAAACUUCUCAGUGAGGUCAAUGCCAUUCAAGAUGUCAUCUCUAGUUCAGUGCUACUACUGUUCUUCGAAGUCCUCCGUGGGAACAAGAAAACUGCGCUGAACCACCUCAAUCACGGCCUAACACUAAUUCUCGCCCUGUUGACGGAUGAAACACACACCUAUCUACAUUUUGUGGCGCCAAACCCGAAGCCUUUCCUUCUAUCAGUUACCAGCAUACUGGCACUUUUGGCACCGCAGGCUCGCUUCGUUCUCCCUGGCUCUGUUGGUCAAGAUCGGCCGCUUCCUAAUUUUAUCAGAGGUCUCGAGAGCAACGGCCUGACUAUGGAGUCUUUCAUAACUCUAUUGGACCGGCUGUCACGGAGCACUUCAAACCACGUCUGUCCAUCUACGUUUACCACCCUCGAAGAAUAUGAAGAGUAUUGGUGGGAUGUUCGGACUAGAAACUCGGCAGUGGGCCCAAUGGCGGUCAAAAUCAUCAAGAACUCUGGUAUUAUGGGCUCUACAGAAGGGAACGCCAUUGAUGCAUUUUACAAGAAUCUUCUCGGUAACCCCGAGAUCCAAAUGUUCUGUGAAAAUUCCAGGAAGGCUAUGCAUACAUUGAGCGAUGUCUCGCUUCCGCUUUUCAACGAGAUCUUGACGUCCGACCCUCAGUCUGCGACCUACCUCAAAGCUAUUCAUCUACGAUUGCAGUUUCUCCAGGUUUAUGCCUUUGAAAAUCCACCACAAUAUUUCAACGCGGAUACUUUAGCCUUGCAAACCCCCUUGUUUCGCGAAUAUUUGUCUUUAGCAAGGAUUGCAUUGGGUAUUGCCAAGCGAGAAGUCCCGAAUAUUUCCCAUCACAUCUCUCUAGAAUGUGGGAUCGCGUGGCAUCUACUGCUCAUCGCUUUCUUCUGCCGCGACCCCUUGACUCGCGAUGAAGCUGUACAGAUGUUAAAAGACUAUCCGUGCCAAGACGGACUGUGGAAUGUACGAGCUCUCUAUAUACUGGCUCUGAAAACUCAACACGUGGAACGUUUGAAUGCGGUCGAAGGCACCUCAAAAGAGCAGUGGCAGAGAUUAUGGCGACGCGAGUACGUUUUCGAAGAUGGUGGUAAUGGAAUCGUCUUUCGCUAUCAAGAGAAAUCCGACGUUACGGGAUUUUGGCAAAUGGUGGAGGAAGUCACCCAGGUUCAAGGGGAAAUAAAUACCAUGAUUUGGACCAGACGGCCUCUCACAGGCUUUGGGGCUUUGACCAUGGGUGAUCUGGUCACCCAUCAAUCUACUUCUGAAGCCAAUAUAACAUGA
Messenger RNA from Penicillium brevicompactum, 1917 nucleotides. Its product is annotated as Zn(II)2Cys6 transcription factor domain-containing protein. The record is from RefSeq and is a predicted model, not a curated record. Gene Ontology annotation, molecular function: zinc ion binding; DNA-binding transcription factor activity, RNA polymerase II-specific. Lineage: Eukaryota; Fungi; Ascomycota; Eurotiomycetes; Eurotiales; Aspergillaceae. Bases 1 to 1917 code for a protein of 638 amino acids. Gene Ontology annotation, biological process: regulation of DNA-templated transcription. The transcript has 2 exons.